AUGUCCGGUGAGAUUUUGCAAAAUUCAGUAGUAGAGCAUAGUGAUGCUGUGCAAGUAGACAUACAGUGCCAAGUACCAACCACUGUGGUUGAAGCAAUUCUGUACGCUUUUUGGUGGGGAAGUGGACUGUGGACCCAGUACUGUGUCAUAGGAGCAUAG
Messenger RNA from Dovyalis caffra, 159 nucleotides. Lineage: Eukaryota; Viridiplantae; Streptophyta; Magnoliopsida; Malpighiales; Salicaceae. The record is from the annotation of a GenBank genome assembly.